AUGUCACAAACGUUGGAUGAGCCGACUGGAAAGUCACUGCACAAUAUUCUCAGAGCCUACUCUGUCCUUGUCUCACCGAAGACUCUGGCGUUUCCUUCCAAUUUGCCGUUCACGGUUGUUCACGACUUUAUCCUACACUCGAUCCUGCUCAGCCGUCACCUGCAACGAUAUCCACCUUCAAUCAAUUACCAGCUUCGGUUUUGGAAAUGGGUCAUCUAUAACUUGGAAGGCAUGAUAGGCGACCAAGACGUUGAAGUAGAUGAGCGCUUUUACGAACAUCAAAUAUCUCUACUCACGUCUACAGAGUAUUUGCCUCAGGAUGUGGCUCUCCCACCGCCGCCCUCGUUCGUCACGCACUACUGGCGUCCGAAACUCAUGGAUCCUCAGAAGAUCGAUCUGGCUAUAUCAGGCAUGGGCCUGACUGUCUUGCCCGACUAUAUAACCACGACGCUGCUAGAGUCCCGAACGACAAUUGAGAGUGGUACAACUGGCCUCCGAACGUGGCGGGCUAGCUUCGUCCUCGCGCAAUACUUGAUCGCACACCCUGAACUCGUGGCCGGGAGAAACAUCAUCGAAUUGGGAUCCGGCACCGGUUUCCUCGGGGCAAUCCUAGCAAGUUUACAGACACUGUUCCCGCCUUCUCCACAAAAUGAUUCGGACGGGCCUUCGCUAUGGCUCACCGACGUUAGUGAACAAGUACUGGAGCGUUGCUCUGAGAACAUUAAUCUUCCCUGCAAUAUUUCGUCGCGACAUCCAAGGAUAUCCAUACGACCGUUAGACUGGUUUGAUGUGCUCGAUCCCAGACUCGAGUUACCUAUCACAACCUUCCUGUCUGAAGCGAAUCCAGAACUCGUACUUGGAGCUGAUAUCGUAUACGACCCAGAUGUCGUCCCAGCCCUUCUCGGCACUAUAAAGCUCGCCCUUACUGUCAACCCUACAGACGACGAACAGCCGAACCAUAAGCAUGCCCUUCUAGCGCUGACAGUGCGUAACGAACAUACCACCCGGGCGUUCCUCGACGCAUUAGGUUCGCCGACGUCCGCUUGCUGA
This is a messenger RNA of Stereum hirsutum FP-91666 SS1, 1050 nucleotides long. RefSeq lists its product as uncharacterized. The record is from RefSeq and is a predicted model, not a curated record. Bases 1 to 1050 code for a protein of 349 amino acids. The transcript has 7 exons. NCBI's taxonomy places the organism in Eukaryota, Fungi, Basidiomycota, Agaricomycetes, Russulales, Stereaceae.